UCUUGACCAAUGAAGGAAAAGAUUUUCAGUUUAUGCACUCCAGAAUUUGCUAUAUUUAGCCGUUUGGAGAAGGAUAGAGAUGAAUGACCAGAACCCAAAAUUACCAUGAUUAUAUUCAAGGUUCCAAGUUUGAAAUGAAAAAGUUGAGGGAGACAGAUUGUCAGAGUCACUGCAUUGCAUGAUGGGAUAAGGAAAGCAGGAGACAUGAGAACAUAUAAAGAACCAAAGCGAAUUGAUAAGCCACGCAUUCGAGAUUCAGCAAUCAGACAGCUUAAUGAUGCUGCCAAAUUUGCUGCGAUUCAUUCAGCUGCUGUCAGUUUGCGAGAAGAAGAGGAAAAUGCCAGGAAGUGUGAAGACCGUCCAAGUGGGUCAUGUGACAAUCAUGUGACCCAAGACUUUAGUGUAGAGAAAACUGUCAUCAACUGUCAAACCGAGAGUUAUAAAACUGAAGUUUCCCUGACAACAGGGACAGUUACUAUAACAGAAGUGGCCAAUAAGCCCUUCCCUCUCUCCAGCAAUGAACCCAAAAAUCAAGCCGAUGACAAAGAUUCCUCGUUUUCUUCCUCUCUGUCCUCUAUCCCUACCGACUCUUACAUCUCAUCGGACGCAAAACUCAGUGACCUUGACAACUCAGGAAUUUCUACCCAUGAUCCUCCACUCUCACCACACCAGACGACGGAAAAUGGGAUGGAUGUGGAUGAAAAGAAAAGUGAUGCUGAAGAUUCAGUGCCAGAGACCAAAAAAUCUACGCCCUCAAAAGUGGAGAAAAGGAAGGCCCCAAAACCUGUGAAAAAGAAGGCACCGAUUGACCGUGUCGAUAAAAAGUCUCCAAAAGAGAAAGUAAAAAAGGUGCCCGUGAAAAAGAAAAUCAACAAGAAUGCUCAUGAAGGUAAAAUUAUCAAAAAUAAGACUGUGAAAGGAAAAAAGAAAGCAAAAACUGAGGAGGAAAAUGAAGAUGUGAGUGCUGUUGAUUCAUCUUUUGGGGACAUCAGCAAGACAGACGAAAGUGGAGCAUCUGUGUCUCCAAGAGCAUCUAAAAGGACACCCAAAAGGAAUCGUAAAUAUCACAGUGACGAUGAGCAGUUUCAUAGCAUGGAGGAUGGCAGCCCAAGUCGUAAGAGGUCCCCCAGAGCUGUGAGGAAGAGGAAAAUUAACUUCAAUGAGGAUGAGGAUGAUGAAUUUGAAGAUGAACGUUUUGAUUUUGAUGUAGACGUACCUGAAAAGGUGGAGGUGGCAAAACCAAAACCUCCACCAAAAAAGUGGAAGAAGGUGGAGUUGAAUAGUGAACAUGGGAAUAGGGAAAAUGACAAUGAUUCUAUGAUCACUGAUGAUCUUAUUCCUAAGCCAAAAAAGACUAAAGGAUUAAAAAAAGUUAAAACUGAAAUUAACAGUGACAAUGUAGUAGUGCCUAAUGAAAUAGAAAAAGUGGAAAAAGACAAAGACAGUCCUCCAAAGAAAAAGAAAUUAGUGAAGAAAAAGAAAGUGGAGAGUGUGAAAGAUAAGGACAAUGGUGAGAAAGAUAGUGCUACAUCAGAGGUGAAAAAACCUCCAAAGAAAAAGCGGCCGCCAAAGAAGAAAGUGGAGAAAAGUGUGGAAGGUAAAGAAAACGGGGAAAAUAUUACAGGGGAAGGAGAGGAGGAAAAUGAGGAAGGAUCAGAAACGGAGGUGAAAAAGGAGCAAGUGAUAAUGUAUUGUCCUCUGUGUGGACAUAUAUCACGGAGCAAGAGUGCCAACACUCGACACAUCAGAAGGUGUGUGGAAAUUCCUAGAUCAGACAUUGUGGCCGAAAAGUCUACAGAGAGUGGAAAAUCCAUGGAAAGUGGAAAAUCCGCGGAGGUUGAGGAAAAGGAAAAGAAAGAAAGUCUAGAUGAAACGGAGAAAAAGGAGGAAAAAGAUGAAAUGCGUGUUGAUCAAGAAAAACUAAGUAAUGAUGAAGUAAAAGAAAAUAAGGAGGAUGAGGAGAAUGAGUCAAGGGAAGAGAAGGAUCACUUGGAUUCCAGUUUUGACUUAUCUGGAGAUGAGGAAGAAAACGUGGAGAAGCAAACGACAGACUCAAAACCUGAAGGAGCGGGUCCCAAAAAAUCAAUAAACAUUGAAACUCUGAUGAAAAAACAGAGCCCAGACACUACGUUUAAGUGUGAACACUGUGAGUAUGCCACACCCAAGCGAGCCAUGCUGGGGAGGCAUCUAAGGACCCAUGGGAUAUACGUCUGUCUGCGAUGCAAUCUGAUUUAUGACUCUAAGGAAGUUCUCAAGGAACAUGUGUUUCAGGAACAUAAAGAUCGUGCCGAUUAUAAACUUUGUCGAAAGUGUAGUCGGUAUAUUCGCUGCCAUGAGAUAUCGUUAGAAAAACAUAUGGACGAAUGUACGGGACCUGUGCCAUUUAAGUGUAAAUUCUGUGAGAAGGAAUUCAAGUACGAGUCUUCAUUAAAAUCUCAUAUUAUCCGUCAUGACCCAGACGCCCCCAAACGCUUCAACUGCCCACAGUGUACAUACAAAUCAAACUACAAAGCCAAUCUCAAAAAGCAUUUGAAAAAUAUUCACAACACGGAACGUGUGAAACAGGAGUUUCCAUGUACGUUUGAAAACUGUGAGAAGAAAUUUCACACAGAGGACAAUUUAAAACGGCAUUUGAAGUUUCACUCAGACGUGAGGAAUUAUCUGUGCCCCCAGUGUCCUAAACGUUUUAAAACAUCGGCAGCUUUAAGGGGUCACGUGAUCGUACACGACCCUGCUCGUCCAUUUAAGUGCAAUAUCAAUGAUUGUACGAAAGACUUCAGAUCCAAAAAACUCUUGAAAAAUCACAUGGAGGAAUAUCAUAAUUUAACUGAUAAAAAAUUUCCGUGUGAUUUUGAGGGCUGCAAAUUCACUUUCUUUAAAAGGAGUCAUUUGCAAAGACACAAAAUUUCCCAUACAGGUGAGCGUAAGUUUGGUUGCUCGGUGUGUGGGAAGGCUUUCAGACAUGCAGACAACCUGAAGGUUCACAUGAGGCAGCACACCAAUGAGAAACCCGUGGCCUGUGAGCUGUGCAGCUUCACGUGCCGCCAGAAAAGCUCACUACAGUACCAUCUACACAAGUUCCACGGAAUCGCACCCAAACCAAAGAAACCCAAGAAGCAAGGGGAUGGGAAAAACAUGGCAUCAACGCCAAAUGACAGCAAACUGAGCGUGUUAUCUCAAGAGUUCAAGGAGAACCAGAAAGAUUCGGUGGAGAAGAUGGAAAAUAGUUUCGACUCAAAACCACUGACUCCUAAACCCAAACCUGUAAAUCCUGCGAUGGACUUGUACGAGUUUCGGUCGGACGAAGAGUUUGAUGAUGACUCGGUGUUAUUGCCUUUACGACAGGAUAAAACGUCUACGCCAAUUCGGCACGAGAAGCCUUCGUAUUUGUCGCACACACCCAAAUCUGAUCUUUUAGACAGGACUUCAAAGAGUUUAGACUUUGAUGAGGACAAACUCAGUGAUAUUGAUACUCAGACAGACAAAAAAGAAACCGAAGAUCAAAAAGAGAAAGAAUCUAAAACCAGAAAGGAAGAGAAUGAUGAAGAAGGAGAGGAACCAGCUAAAACCACUGCCAAAACCAAGAAACCGAAGAAAACACCGGGGAGGAAGAAAAAGGUUAAAGAUGCUGAAACCGCAUCACCAUCAAAACCGAACAAGGAGGAGAGUGCUAAACCAGAGGAAACCAAGGACUCUAAGAAAGAGAAACCGGUCAAACCUAAAGGCAAGAGAGGGAGAAAACCCAAACCGAAACCUGAGGAAGCUGAGACAACAGAAACUGCUGCUGAUAAAAAAGACUCGGAACAAGUGCCUGUCAAACCUCCAAGGAAGAAACCAGGUCCAAAACCCAAAAAUAAAGCAAAGUCACCUGAGGAUGCUGUGAAAGUUCCCAAGAAACGUGGGCCCAAAAAGAAGAAACUGCCUGUACCUCACGACGAGUUAACUGAAGAGGAGCCAAGUUCGCCACAGAAGAAAAAACGUAAAUAUGUACGCAAAAAGAAACUGGAAAAACAGGUGGAAGAGAAGAGGUCAAAGGGAGGGAAGAAGAGAGAAGAUGCUGAGACAGAAGAGGAAGAUACCAUUAUAUACAGUGAGUUGGAGCAUAAUACUGCUAAUGAAGAUGAUGGAGAAGCUACAGAAAUUGAGGGCUUCAAUGAUGAAGAAGGGGGAAGUAAAACCCCCGAUUCACCCAAGUCACCAGAAGAACCGGAGGAACCUAGAGAGGAAGUGGAGAAGGAAAAGGAAAGGGAGGAAGAGAAGGAAGUGAGUGAGGAGGAAAAGGAAAAAGUGGAGGAAAAGGUGGAGGAACCAGUGGAAACGAAAUCCACGAAAGAGGAGGAGGAGAAGAGGACCAGUGAGGCAGAGAGUGACAGGAUGAGUAGCGGGAUCGAUACCGAUUUUGAGGACGACUUGAAGCCCCCUCCUGCUCCUCGACCCCCUCCGGUAGUGGAGAGCGAUGAAGGAGAUAUUGAAUCAGGACCUGAAGACAUGGAUACUCCAGGUCGAGAUUUCGAGUCAACUCCACCUAAGUCGGUACAGAACCACAGUGUACAGAGUCUUCCUGGCAGGGAUUAUGAAUCCACCCCAAGAGAUUAUGAAUCUACUCCUCCAAAAUCAGUGCAACCAGACAGUGUUCCCAACUAUGGCAGCAAUGAGAAUAAGAACGAUGUCAUGUCUCCACCUUCUAAGGGAUACUCCAGUGUCGAAGCAGCUAAAAGAGAUCUUUCUGUUGACUCCCAAAAUGAGGACAGGGAGAUUUCUAAUCCUGUGCCCAGCAACAGCUAUCCACAGACAGGGUCUGUGGAGCACCCCUCAUCAGUAGCUAGCAACCCCCCACCAGGGUCUCAAAGCAAUACAGGGUACGGGUCCCAGUCAGAAUCAGCCAUGCCAGAGGUAGACAAGGAUUAUCUUGGACAGUACCUCCAGCAGUUUGAUUCUGGGGGCAGGUCGUCAGACGACAACAGCCGACUCAACCCAUCUGUAGAACGACCUCCAGAACAUAUCAACAUUCCUACAUCACCCCAGGAUAAAGAGUUGCCUCCCCUUAAUUUGAGUUCGUCAGUGCCACCUUUAAAUCUCAGCACUACUCCAGAUAGAGACUCCAUGCAUACUAAGGGAGCUGACUUGUCUAAUAAGAGAAUGGAGAUUUUGGCCUGCGAUAGACAACAGGAGGAGCACUUCCAACAGAGAUCUGAAAACCCAAGUCGUUCAUCAGAGCGGAUACCUGAUAACGUGUACGAUAGCUUGUCUUCUGUUAUGAACUCUUACCUGCCUGGGUCAAGAGAAAAUCCAUCUCUCUUCCCUCCUACAACUACUUCAUCGUAUGCAUUUUCAGAGAGUGAAUCCAUUCUGCAGCGGCAAAGGAUGACCACUCCAUUUCUCACUCAAAGUGACCCCAAUGCUUUACAAAACCUACACAGAAUGGCUGACUCUGCUUUAACUGCUAACAACCCAGCAUCUCUUCUCAGGCGUCCAACAACGGUUCCUUCCAGGGAAGAGAUAUUUCCACCACCUUCAGCAGUCUCGCAAACAAUGGCUCGUAACCCGUUCCAUACGUCAUGGACUUCCCAAGAUGUUCGACAUCCACACUGGAGUCAGGCGUCUUAUCUACAGAGACAGACAGGGUCCACCACUAACCCUCUCUUUCCAAAAGAUAACUACCUCCCUGGAAGAGAUUUCAUGUUCGACACGUCCAGACGCACAGUGACAGAGAGGAACAUGUUCCCAGGCUUACCACAGACGCAGAGACCCGAUCUCCCCCAUGAGACCUUCCCAGGAUUUGAGUUCGGUUAUUUUGGGAGUCAUGGCUACCCUGGGGCACCACCCCUGGAUUACACCAGAUCCUCCUCUCAAACCGCUCAGAAGACGUUUGAUGAGAGGUACCGACAGACCGCCACAGGAAUGGGAGAUUUCAGAACAAUUCCUCCUUCGUCUUCCUCCGACAUGUUCAGAUCCAUGAAUCCAUCUUUUAACUUUGACAAGUACAUGUAUGGUAGAGACCCCGUGUACCACCCCCAGCACGUAGGAGACACCACCAACAGCCCGUUCUUAACUCACGGAGUACCCUCACAGCAUGCCAUGUUUGACAGAGACUACACCAGGGGGUUUUAUCACCAGAACAGCCCCUACAGCUUCAUGAAUGACAAGCCCUAUGCGGCUGCUGCUGCUGCAGCCUCAGCCAAGCUCACCCACUCCUCUACCCCGGGGAUGGGUCAGGACAGGGACUUUGUGCCACGCCCCAAUACUGCGGCCGCUGCUGCCGCCGAUAGCCAGAUACCUAUGCAGGACCCGUACCGACACCCAAUGUUAUACAAUAUGAUGAAUAGGUACUUCGAGUCCUGAAAAAUUUAAUAUAUUUAUGUGUGGUUUCUAUGUCUGAUUACUCGCCCUGCCAGGGAUGUUGAAGAUGAUGUUGAAGCCAUAGAUCGAACACGAAAGGCACAGAAGAAAAAAGAAGAGGGGCUGGCCUUGUGCAGUAUGGUGAGAGUACUGGUGAAGUCUUCAGUCACUACCUAAACAUCAAAAGGAUCUUAUACGAUAUAUGUAAUAUAUAUGACAGGAUUUAAAAUUUUUUGUUGUGAUACACUGUAGAUUAAGUGUAUAAAUUAUUAACGUAUCGGUGCCACACAACUCGGAGAUGGCAAAGCUGUUAUUUUGUAAAAAGUAAUAUAUCCUAGGCUUUUGACCCUUGCCUUGUUAGAUCUUGUAACUCUGUGUAUAAACUGAAAUCCUCAGACUUGUAUAAUAUGGUGUGUUGUGAAAUCCUAUCAUUACAUGUUGUUUGCUUAUUGCUGCCUAAGUGAUAGAAAAACGUGUACUUAAUUAGGUAGAUAAGUGUACAAGUAUUUAUCUGCAAUAAUUUUUUAUUACAUGGAAUAUAUCGUAUUACAUGUAGAGUAGAUUCAGUAUUUUUCUUCUGUUGGAUAGGCAGAAGCAAUAUGUGAACAUGAAUGUGCCUGUGGUAGCAAAAUUAAAUCAGAUUUUUUUUUUUUAAGUUUUAAAAAAUAUCACUUUAAUAAUUAAAUUAAAUGUUAAUCAAUUUUGCGAUCUCAUACUGAAUCAUCUUUCAAGGGCUUUAUAUGAUCUAUUUUUGUAUUUGUAUGUGAAAUUAGCAGUUAAAAUGGAAGAGAAUGAGGGAAAAAAAUACUAUUCUUGUAUUGAAACAUAUCCUUAGAAUUGAAGUAUGUAUAUAUACGAGAUACAUAGAAAUCAUGUGAUCUCUUAGAUCAUGUGACGAGAUUGACCUAUCAGAGUGCUUUUUUCUCAUUUAAAACCAUGACAAACUUCAUACUGCAUUUUCAGAUGUUGCAAGUCUGACACAAAACUUAGAGUGCCAAGGCAAUGUAUUAGUUAUUCUGAACAACUGAUAAAAAGAAAAUGUGCAUUAAUAUGAUAACAAGUGAGUUGCAUUCUCUAAUUUGGUGCGUAACUGUGCAAUUGUUGAAAUCAUGUUUUGCAUUUUUAAAUUUGCAUAAUGUCAGAAAAAAAACACCAUGAACAAAUUGUAUAAUAUGUAUAACUGUAUUUUGAAACACACAUCAUUUUUUUACACCAAAAAAAACAACCAUUUUUCCAUUUGUUUUUACACAUUUUAUAUUUGAUCGUUGAAUUCAUCUGUACAAAACUACCAUUGCCAAUUGGUUGUAUUUACUAUCGUGUGCAUUUCUUGCAUGACUAUAACCUGGUGACUCUUAAGAAAUACAAUUUAUAUAUACACACCCCCUAGUAUUUAUUUGUGAAAUGUUAAUGCAUGAUAUGUCUGUAAGUACCUCUAAAUAUAUAUAUCAACCAAGUCCUGCACCCUUAUUUGGUGUUGUUUUUGCCUUUUACCUUUUUUUUUUAAUUUGUUUUCAUUUCUAUUUGAUAGAACAAAACCACAGUAUAAUGAACAGCCAAGUAUAUAAAAAUGUCAGAACAUGUUUCUCCCUGAAAGUGUAUUAUUUUCAGUAAGUUAUUAUAUUAAUUUAAUAGAACAAAUGUGCAUCUUUUUUUUUACAGUGCAAAAAUGCCUUUUCUUGAGAUUGUACAUCCUUUGAUUUUUUUCCCCCAAAUUUUGUUUGAGCACUUGUCAAAAAUCUAACCCCCAAAGAAAGGGAAAUAAUUGUGUAAGGAAAAUAGCAUUGAAACCUUUAGCUUAUUCAUCCAAUGGGACUUUUUUUGCAGAUUUUUUAUUUUUACUUAAAUAUACAUUUAUUUGCUUAAUAUACCAAAUAUAUUCAACAUAUGACCUUAGAAGGGAAAUUAAUUCAAAAUAAAUUCACAGCAUUUUUUUUUCUUUUUCUCUCAGGGUUCGUUGCCAGUAUUUUUUGUUUUUAGGGUUUAAUAUCUUUCAGAAAGUAAAUAAAAACUACCGGUACUUGAAGGCAUUAUGUAUAUUGUAUCAUAUGUAAACACACACUCAAGGGUACUGGUUUUAAAGAUAAUAGCACUCCUGUAAAUGGUCACGGAGGGGUUAAUUUUCUAGAUAUUGCCUUGACAAUUUUUUUUCUUUUCUGCAUUGGAAGAAGGAUUUUUUCUUGGAAGACAAGAAAUAGAUAUGGUGGAUUUAAAUAAGAUUAUUUGUUGAUAUUGGCCCUUUGCUAUAGAAAGUUCUCUGAUCAUAAUUUGUAUGUCUGACAGUAUUUGAUGUUCAUGCUGUAAUUUGAAAGAUGGUGCUAAAGAUAUUUCCCUUUUGGUCCUAAAACAGUGCAUUUUGGAUUGGCAGGAAUUCCACAAUUUGAUGGAUGAGAAAUAUUUCAUUUUCAAAAAAAAAUGCCAAUGAUCUCCUAUCAGUGCUGCAGUUUUUGCUUCUAGGAACAAUACGAGGUCCAUUUGAACCACACAUUUACUUUUCCUACAUAUGAAUAGAGGUCAAACUCUUCCUACGUGGAGGCAUGUUUGUCACCAACUUCUAUACAUAUGUAUAAUGAUUUUGUAAAAGUUGCAAAUUUUUGACAGCCGAAAUUCCAACAUGGUCACCACGAUUUCUGAUUUCACUGAAUAAUUUGAUAGCUUUUGUUAUUAAAUUAGACAUACAUGUAUAAGUAUAACCUUUCUAAGGGGCUUGCAUAAGCCUUUGAAUUAUUUAAAAAUAAAGUGAUUUUGCUUGAAAAUUCUGUAGCAUGGUCUGCAUGGAUGCAAUAUUUUUCUGGUGAUAAUGCAAGGAUAUCAAGGGAGAUAAAUGUGAAUCAAUCUGAUGUAACCCAUGUGAGCAAUAUGGCACCUAAGUUUUAUUUUAUUACAGCAUUUGAAAACCCAGUUUUAUAUCAGUUAUAUUUGUUUACAGUGUUUUUAAAGACUUUCAGUUUUAAAUACCUUCUUUUGUUACUUUUAUACCGAGUGUUGAUUUUUCUCCUUGUUAGGAUUAAGUUAUAGGUUUGUAUCUGCUGAAUUGUUUAUUGUUUGUAUACUUUGUACAUUUUAUGUGUAAAUAAUUAUUAUAUAUAUAUAAUUGUGUGACUUUUUUGUGUUGUUAUUGCGAUAUAUAUACUAUACAUUCAUUAUCAUUAUAUAAAUAUUUAUAAAUAUAUAUAUACAUAGUUAUGGCAAUUCUGCUUGUUGUUCAAUAGGAAACAAAAAAAAAUUGUGAAUGUUGUUAAAGUUAUGUCCCUUUAAAGUUUUUGAUUACAAAUUUUAUUCUGUAAACUUGAUGUUUGUGCAAAAUCUUUUUUUUUUUUUUCUUCUUUUAAAUGAUUGGGACAAAAAAAAAAGAUUGCUAAAAAAACAGCUCCCAUUUAUAUAUAGAUAGCAUAGAUCAUUUUAGAGAUAGUUUUAGAGAAUAAACAUUUUACUAUAUGUCA
Saccostrea cuccullata (small rock oyster) is the source of this 9779-nucleotide messenger RNA. RefSeq lists its product as uncharacterized. Gene Ontology annotation, molecular function: RNA polymerase II cis-regulatory region sequence-specific DNA binding; DNA-binding transcription factor activity. Lineage: Eukaryota; Metazoa; Mollusca; Bivalvia; Ostreida; Ostreidae. The record is from RefSeq and is a predicted model, not a curated record. The transcript is spliced from 6 exons. Gene Ontology annotation, biological process: regulation of transcription by RNA polymerase II. The coding region runs from base 205 to 6342 and encodes 2045 amino acids.